Amaranthus tricolor (Joseph's coat) is the source of this 1911-nucleotide messenger RNA. RefSeq names its product ubiquitin carboxyl-terminal hydrolase 6-like. Gene Ontology annotation, molecular function: protein binding; proteasome binding; cysteine-type deubiquitinase activity. Bases 157 to 1644 code for a protein of 495 amino acids. The transcript has 18 exons. The record is from RefSeq and is a predicted model, not a curated record. Gene Ontology annotation, biological process: protein deubiquitination; proteasome-mediated ubiquitin-dependent protein catabolic process; regulation of proteasomal protein catabolic process. NCBI's taxonomy places the organism in Eukaryota, Viridiplantae, Streptophyta, Magnoliopsida, Caryophyllales, Amaranthaceae.
GUUAAAUAACACAUUUUGUUGUUAGGUUGGGCUUGGCUUCCCACUUUUUGUACUCUCUAGCUUUCCUCCCCUUUUUCUCCGACUACUCUUUCUUGCAGAGCGCCAAAAACCCACCGCCACUUCUAUCAAUUCUCUCCUUUUCUACAAGCUUCUUCAAUGGCGGAUUCUCAAUCCGGUAUCGAUGGCGUCCAAACACUACGAGUGAGUGUGAAAUGGCAAAAAAAGGUAUUUCCUGAUAUGGAAGUUGAUACUAGUCAACCUCCUUAUGUUUUUAAGUGUCAGCUGUAUGAUUUAACCGGAGUUCCACCUGAAAGGCAGAAAAUUAUCGUCAAAGGUGGUUUGUUGAAGGAUGAUGCUGAAUGGGCAUCUGUUGGAGUAAAAGAGGGGCAACGAUUAAUGAUGAUGGGAACUGCUGAUGAGAUGGUUAAGGCUCCUGAGAAAGAACCGGUUUUCGUAGAGGAUCUACCCGAGGAGGAACAAGUGGUCGCUUUGGGCCAUUCUGCCGGUCUUUUUAAUUUAGGAAAUACAUGCUACAUGAACUCUACAGUUCAGUGCUUGCACUCAGUUCCUGAGCUGAACUCAGCGCUAUUGGAGUAUUCGCAGUCUGGCCGGAACAAUGAGUUAGAUCAGACAUCUCAUCUCUUGACUGUCGCAACGAGAGAUUUAUUCAGUGAGCUGGAUAAAGAUGUCAAACCGGUGGCUCCUACGCAAUUCUGGAUGGUAUUGCGUAAAAAGUUUCCUCAGUUUGGCCAGCUGCAUAAUGGUGCUUUUAUGCAACAGGAUGCGGAGGAAUGCUGGACUCAACUCUUGUACACCCUCUCCCAAUCUCUUAGAUCUCCUAGUACAAGUGAGAGCAUCAGUACUGUGAAGCGCCUGUUUGGUAUUCAGCUAGCUAGCAGGGUGUACUGUCAAGAAAGUGGCGAAGAAAGUAUUGAGAUGGAAUCUACCUUUGCUCUAAAAUGUCACAUAUCCCAUGAAGUGAACCAUUUGCACGAGGGGCUAAAGCAUGGUUUGAAAUCUGAACUUGAGAAGAACUCACCUGCCUUGGGGCGCAGUGCAGUCUACUUAAAAGAGUCAUCUAUCAGUGGUUUACCAAGGUACUUAACCAUUCAAUUUGUCCGUUUUUUCUGGAAGAGGGAGUCAAAUCAGAAGGCAAAAAUAUUGCGGAAAGUUGAUUAUCCUUUAGAGUUGGAUGUUUAUGAUUUGUGUUCGGAUGAACUGAAGAGGCAGCUAGAGGUUCCUCGUCAGAUUCUGAGGGAUGAAGAAGGUAAAAAGUUGGGUCUCAAACCUAGAGAAAAAAGUUCUGGUUCUAAGGACAAUGAUGUCAAGAUGGUUGAUGCAGAGGGUUCUCUAAAUGGGAGUGGAGAAUCAUCUUCUGGAACCUCUCUAGAAGCCACUCAAUCUGAAAAAGAGAUGCAGUUGACUGGAGUUUAUGAUUUAGUUGCUGUAUUAACCCACAAGGGUAGAAGUGCCGAUUCAGGGCACUAUGUUGCCUGGGUGAAGCAAGAUAAUGGAAAAUGGAUAGAGUUUGAUGACGAAAACCCAAUUCCCCAACGAGAAGAAGACAUCGUAAAACUCUCUGGAGGAGGUGAUUGGCAUAUGGCAUACAUUUGCAUGUACAAGGCCAGAACUACUCCAAUGUAAUUCAAGUUUCAUGGGCGUUAUGUCUAAUCAUAUGGGUUAUACAAAUUUUUUUUAGUGACUUGUAUGCAUCAAAUUUCAUACUCUAAACAAACAUUUUUGGUCAUUUUUCUAAAUUAUUGUUGACAUAUAUUUUUCUAGGUCAUUUCAUCGCAAGUCAGCAACUUUUGUAUGCUUACAUCUAUCACCUUCACAUUUUUUUGUUUUGAUCCAUGUCGGAUACUCGGUUUCAUUAUUGAAUUUAUUGAAAUUUUAAACCUUUUGUGGUUA